AAGUUCAUUUCAGAGAAAACAAAACUUAUAGAUCUCUCUCUCUCUCUCUGUGUGUGAGUUCAAGAAAAUGGCAGAAACCAGUGAUCAGGAUCAGUUCAGCUGUCCAGUGUGUCUGGAUCUCCUGAGGGUUCCAGUGACUCUCCAUUGUGGUCACAGUUUCUGUAAGGUGUGUAUUAAUGGCUGCUGGGAUCAGGAGGACGUAAAGGGAGUCUACAGCUGUCCUCAGUGUAGAGAGACUUUCACUCCAAGGCCUGUUCUACGUAGGAACAACAUGCUGGCUGAAGUGGUGGAGAAACUGAAGAAGACUGAACUCCAAGCUGCUUCUCCUGCUCACUGUUACGCUGGACCUGGAGAUGUGGAGUGUGAUUCCUGCACAGGGAGAAAACACAAAGCCGUCAAGUCCUGUCUGGUUUGUCUGGCCUCCUUUUGUGAAGAUCAUCUUAAACCUCACUAUCAGUCUCCUGCCUUUAAGAAGCACAAGUUAGUUGAAGCCUGUGCAGAGCUCCAAGAGAAGAUCUGCUCUGAACAUGACAAACUGAUGGAGAUCUACUGUCGUACUGACAAAAGCCUCAUCUGUUACUUGUGUACGAUAAAAAAACACAAAGGUCAUGAUACAGUUUCAACUGAAACAGAAAGAACUAAAAAACAGAAUGAGUUAAAGGAGGAUCAGAUAAAAUCCCAGCAGAAGAUCCAGGAGAAGCAGAAGAAGGUGCAGGAGCUGAAACAGACUGUGGACAUUAUUAAGAUGCGUUCACAGGCAGCAGUAGAUGACAGUGAGAAGAUCUUUACUGAGAUGAUCACCUCCAUGGAGAAAAAGCGCUCGGAGGUGACGGAGCUGAUCAGAACUCAGGAGAAAGCUGAAGUGAGUCGAGCUAAACGACUCCUGAAUCAACUGGAGCAGGAGAUUGCUGAUCUUAAGAGGAGAGUCACUGAGAUGGAGCAGCUUUCACACACACAUGAUGACAUCCACUUCCUCCAGAGUUUCCCGUCUCUCUGUGUUUCUCCUGGAUGUGACGACUCACUCAGCUUCACUGUCAAUCAACAUCUCUCAUUUGAUGGAGUGAGGAAAUCUCUCUCAGAACUGAAAAAACGAGUCGAGCAAAUCUGUGAGGAAGAAUUCAACAAAAUACAACCACAUGUGCAGAUGAGGACACGUUCGUUCUGCACUCGGUGGAACUGGAGCUGGAGGCCGUGGGGAAGCAGAUCCGUGACCUACAGGCCCAGGGCACCCAGGAAGUGGCCUGCCCAGGCGCUGUUCACUCCGGCGCCAGGGUACCGUGUACCCUGGGUGCAGCAGCGGAAGACGCGAGCCGGCCCCCGGGCAAGGACCUCUCCCCCUCCGCCGCCACCGGGCUUCGAGAUCCCCACCCAGAACCUCUUCGCUCCCCUUCGCGAGACGGACCGUGACGCUGUGAUCAUCGGAGACUCCAUCGUCCGCCACGUCCGUACUACGGUGGCUAAAGGUAAGGCUCACACUCACUGUUUACCUGGUGCUCAUGUUCUUGAUGUCACUGCACAGGUACCUAAUGUCGUGAGCAGAAACACCGGAGCAGUGGUUCUUCACGCCAGCUCAAACGACACCAGCCUGAAGCAGUCGGAGAUCCUGAAGAGGGACUUCAACACCCUGGUGGAGACGGUUCACAGCUCAGCGCCCAUGGCGGGGAUCAGCGUGUCUGGUCCUCUUCCUAUGUACCAGCGAGGAAUGGAAAGCGUCCUAGGCUGUUCCGUGCUGACAGCCUGCACCUCAGCAGAGUUGGAGCGGAGAUCCUCUCGGACCACAUCUCCAGGGCGCUGCACACCUUCUGACUGGUAAACUAUGAUUUAAAUCUAAAUUUCAAUAGCCAUCCUUCACAUCAUCACAGUGAUACAAAUGCACACAUAGCUCAUCCUAUAGAAACUGUGUCUGUUCCCCGAGUAGUGAGAUCAAAAAGUAAAUGCAUGAGAAAAUCUCAAAACAAUCUUACUCUAAUUAGACCAGAAAAAUGGCAAAGAAACAAAAACAGUUCCUAAAGCUUGGGCUCCUGAAUAUUAGAUCACUUACACCCAAAGCACUUAUUGUAAAUGAAAUCAUCUCAGACAAUAGCCUUACUGCACUCUGCCUUUCUGAAACUUGGAUUAAAAAAAAUGAAUACAUCAGUCUAAAUGAGUCUACACCAUCAGGAUAUAUCUAUAAGCAUGAGCCUCGUCAGACUGGUCGUGGCUGUGGUGUUGCCACUAUCUUUAGUGAUUUCCUUACUGUUACUCAGAGAACACAGCAUAGAUUUAGUUUUUUUGAAGUGCUUAUUCUUAAUGCUGCACUCUUGCACAUGCACACGAAAAAAAUCCAUGAUGUCUUUUGCUAUAGCAACCGUGUACAGACCCCCAGGGCCCUACACUGAUUUUCUUACAGAGUUCGCAGAUUUUCUCUCGGACCUACUGGUUAACUUUGAAAAAGCAUUAAAUGUAGGAGACUUUAACAUUCACGUUGAUGAUACAAAUGAUGCUUUAGGAGUCACAUUUAUGGACCUACUCAACUCAUUUGGACUUAAACAAAACUUAAACAUCACUAGAGCUAAACACCACCUUAAUCACACACUAGAUUUAAUAAUAUCACACGGAAUAGAUGUCACUGAUAUAGAUAUUAUACCUCAAAGUGAUGACAUCACAGACCAUUACCUCAUAAUGUACACACUACCCAUAGAACAG
This is a messenger RNA of Tachysurus fulvidraco (yellow catfish), 2685 nucleotides long. Its product is annotated as tripartite motif-containing protein 16-like. Gene Ontology annotation, molecular function: zinc ion binding; protein binding. The record is from RefSeq and is a predicted model, not a curated record. Bases 68 to 1813 code for a protein of 581 amino acids. NCBI's taxonomy places the organism in Eukaryota, Metazoa, Chordata, Actinopteri, Siluriformes, Bagridae. The transcript has 7 exons.